Messenger RNA from Hibiscus syriacus, 1197 nucleotides. RefSeq names its product myb-related protein 308-like. Bases 255 to 1016 code for a protein of 253 amino acids. The transcript has 2 exons. The record is from RefSeq and is a predicted model, not a curated record. NCBI's taxonomy places the organism in Eukaryota, Viridiplantae, Streptophyta, Magnoliopsida, Malvales, Malvaceae.
CUAUCAAAAGAGAGACGCCACCAUCCACUCCCUUCUAACCUGCCUCACCAACUCACAUCUAGAAGCUAAAUUAGGGUCACUGCCCUCUUUCUCUGUGUUUGUGUGCGAGUAUAAUAGUCAAAAGGCUUUUAAAAAGCAUCUAAUCUGCAAAUUCUCAAUAUAAUAAUAUAUGUUUAUAUAUAUAGUGGUGAAAAACAGCAAACGUAGGUUGUAGUGGUAGUAUAGUUUUGAAAAGGGUUUGCGUUUACUGAAGUAUGGGGAGGUCUCCUUGUUGUGAGAAAGCUCAUACGAACAAGGGUGCAUGGACCAAGGAAGAAGAUGACCGUCUCAUUGCUUAUAUUCGUGCCCAUGGUGAGGGUUGUUGGCGUUCACUGCCUAAAGCUGCUGGCCUUCUCCGUUGUGGCAAAAGUUGCAGGCUUCGUUGGAUCAACUACUUGAGACCUGACCUCAAACGUGGCAAUUUCACUGAGGAAGAAGAUGAGCUCAUUAUCAAGCUGCACAGCCUUCUUGGUAACAAGUGGUCUCUGAUAGCGGGGAGAUUACCAGGAAGAACAGAUAAUGAGAUAAAGAAUUACUGGAACACACAUAUUAGGAGGAAGCUAUUGAACCGAGGGAUUGAUCCGGCGACUCACCGGCCGAUCAAUGAGGCUUCACCGGAUGUAAAAACAAUAUCUUUCAGUGGAGCCAAUGAAGAGAAAGAGAAGAUUAUUAACCCUAAUGGAUUCAUCAACAAAGAAGAAAAGAAAAUCCCAGUUCAAGAAAGGUGUCCAGACUUGAAUUUGGACCUCAGAAUUAGCCCUCCUUACCAUCAAACCACUCAACCAGAGCCAUUGAACACGGGAGGAAGAACUCUUUGUUUUAUUUGCAGCUUAAGGGCUAAAAACAUCAAAGACUGCACUUGUAGCAUCCGCAGUAGUGCCGGUCGCAGCAGUAGCAGUAGCAACAGCAGCAGUGGCUAUGAUUUCUUGGGGUUGAAUUCUGGUUUAUUGGAUUAUAGAAGCUUGGAAAUGAAAUAAUAAAAACAGGGAAAUUGGAUUCUUAACUAUGUAGUUCAAAACCCCCCAAAAAAUUUGGAGAGAUAUGAUAUGGAGAUUGUUAUUAGUUUUUAAAUCUCUUUCAUUUUCUUCUCUUAUAUCUCUAAUUUGUAUGAUCAUUAUAUAUCACGAUAUAUACAUUUAGUAAUAGCAUAGAUGAUCA